Adineta ricciae is the source of this 1005-nucleotide messenger RNA. Lineage: Eukaryota; Metazoa; Rotifera; Eurotatoria; Adinetida; Adinetidae. The record is from the annotation of a GenBank genome assembly.
AUGCAUUCAUUUUGCUUAUCACGCAAAUACAAGACAGGUGUGCAUUGGCACAAAAGACAACUUGAUAUUCGUAUGGACAGAAUGGCGAAAUUGAUGUUUACAAAAUUGGAUGAAUUACAAAAUCAUGAAGAUUUUACUAUUGUUUUACUUCCUGCGCAGAAAAGUCUACCAUAUGAAGAAAAUAUCGUUGACUAUUUCAAGAAAUGCUGUUCAUUAGAAGCUUUUAAUGAUUACGUGAACACAGUUCAAAGUGAACGUAAAAUCCUUCUUAUUUUGACGAAUUUCUUUGACGAUCUAUCAACAUUUCAUCAAUUCCGUCAAAUUCAUGCAAUAUACAUCUUAAAUUCUUCUUCCCAACCAAUCCAAAUCGACAAACAAACCUAUUCCAAAUUAGUAGACAUUUUCACAGAUGAAUUCGUGUUAAUUGAACAAUUACGUCAAGAUAUUCUCCUUACAUACAUAAGUGAUUUCUCAAUCGAUAUUUCCACUUUAGAAGAUAUGAAAAAUCAACAAAGCUUAACUAAUUUAGAUAACACAGCACUCAUGUUUUUGUGGAAUCAAGCAUUUAUUCAUUAUCUAGUGAAUUCUCCUUUGUUACCAAUGGAUAUGAAUAAACUCAAAGAGAAGAUGUUGCGUCAAUGUCGACUGGAAUAUCCAACAAAUAAAGCUCAAUUUAUCACGAUUGAUAAUUUUGAAAGGAAUUUUAUAUACGACGAUGCAGUGAAAUGGUAUACCAAACCAUCGUUUGUCUAUCGUCUGGUAAACAAGGCAUUUNAAGAAUCUAUUUAUAUUCUCGGAGCGUUACCGUUGAUACUGUAUAUGUUGACAAACGUGGAAUUCUUUUAUUCAGUUGGAAUUAUAAGUAUUUCAUUUACAGUCAUGGUAGAAAAGUCGGCGUCAUUAUUCAUUGAUCGAGACAUUCGAAAUGCUGGAAAAAAAUAUCUUGGUCAACGUCGAACUCAAGUUUCUCCACUUGCACUCAAUAUUGCUACUAUUGCGAAAUGA